CCAUGCAGCGCCUUGCUUCAACAAAAAUGGCGAAUUGUGUUGAAAAUAGCAGCCAAAAUCCUUGAAUUACUGGACGAAAACACCGACGAACAACCUUGUAAUGCGACUCUACACCCUCAAGACACAUUUGAUUACCGCUGUGUAAAGGAUUUGCUGGUCGAAUGCCACGUUUUCUGCGUAAAUCCUCAACUAAGGAAAGCAACAAGGGGAAGAAUUCAGAGAAAAAGAAAAACAAAAAGGGCAAGGACAAAGCAAGUUCUAAUUUACCAACACAAGGUUUUUAUGAUGAAGAAGAAGAAGAAAAUAAUACAAAUGGUUCAAUUGGAGUUCAAAGAUGCAGAAGACUUUUGGCAUCUUGUCCAAAGAGAUCUGGCAGUGCAAAGUGUGUUGCAACCUUUAGAAGGAACUCAAGGCUGUCUAAAUCCCUUCUAGAGGUAUUGAUGGAUGAUAGUGUCCUGCCAUAUUUUAUGGAAUUUAUGCAAAAACAAAACGCUGUGAAUUUGUUAAACUUUUGGUUAACGUCAGAAACGUUUCGCUUGUCAACGAUCAGUCGUUUAAGAAUGAAUUCUUUGUUACGCAUGAAAUCUUCCAGUUCAGGAGAGACAUUGGUGAAUGGAAACAGUGAAACUGAUGCACCAAAUCAUCAAAAAUCACCCUCUUCAUCUUCUAAAAACGAGAGACUUUUGAGUGACAGUAGCAGUGACAGUGAGUUUGGGUGCUUUUCUGGGUACUCAGAUCCUUCUGAGAUUACUGGACCAAAGCAGAUGUUGGACAAGUUAAAUACUGGGGCUAUACUGAUCUGCGACAAAUGUGGAAACAUUAUUGAUAGAACCUUAGACAAAUGUACAAUGUGUGUGUCAGAGAUGCCGGACUCUGAUGUGGAUGGAAAAUUAACUGUUGCGGACAGUAGUCAAAACUCUAAGAAUGCAGGUUUAGUUACUGAAAACAUUAGUUCAUCUUCCCAUAACAAAAGGGAUGGAUUGAGUGAAAAAAUAUUCAAUCCUGGAAGACUUGACUUUGAUGAGGUUUUCAAUUAUUCUGAUGAUGCAUCAAGAAACACUAAUAAUAAAAGUGAAACAAGAAAAGUGACAUUUGAUUUAAAACCUGAUUUUGAGAAUGAAGAGCGAGAAUUUUGUCGAAGAAGAACAAGAAGUAUUGUCAUAGAUGCUAUGAGUGUUUAUAGUAAAUACAUUUCAUUGGAGGCGACACACCCAUUUGGUUUAGAUGAACCUCUUAGGAGACAAGUUGAGGCCAAUAUUUGCAGCGAAGAUGGGAAAAUUGAUCCUGAAUGUUUUUCUCCUGGUCAGAAGUUUGCCUUUAAUGUCAUGGAAAGAAUGUAUUUUCCAACCUUUAUACAAAGUACUUUCUACUUCAAACACCAACUUGAUAUCUUAACUAGUAACAAGGUUUUUCUAUCUGAUAUCAUAUACAAUCAACAUGCUAUGUUUUACUUCAUGGAGUUCUUAGAGCAAGAAGAUGUUCGUCAUAUGUUAGAGUUCUGGUUGACAGCAGAUAAUUUUCAGUCUCUGCUUCAAGACAAGCUGAAAAGUGGUGAAUAUAACACACAACAGGCACUGGACGAUGCUAUGAUUAUUUAUGAAAGGUAUUUUUCCAUGCAAGCAAGUUUGCCACUUGGUUUUGAUGAUGUCACUAGAAUAGAAGUUGAGAACAGUAUAUGCCGUGAAGGAGGACCCUUACCAGAAUGUUUUGGCAUCCCCCUGGAACACAUCUUGUGCCUUUUAGAAGAGGUAUUCUUCCCAAGUUUUCUCCAAAGUGACAUUUAUUACAAGUAUUUGAAUGAGUUGCUAAAUUCCGUCACUGAUUCACCAAAUCCAAGUGAGACAUCCGACCAUUAUGAGAGCCAUCCAACCAAACAUGGUGGCCAUACAGAUGAAAGCACAAGGCUUGUGAAUUCCUUUGGUUCUGACCUUGACUUGACUGAGAAUCCUGAUGCUAUCUGGCACAGACCUAACGCUGGACCUUUGUCUCUUGGCCGUGUUAAUGAGUUUGGAAUUUUUGAACCAAUCUUUGAACCUGAGCCAGACCAGGAAAGAAACAAUACCUCUACAGCUGCGAAACUUGGUAAAGCCAUGCGUAAACUGGUGUCUGGAGGAGAGGAUAAGGCAAAAGAGGAAAUGGCUUGGAAGAUUGCUAAAAUGAUGAUUGAGGAUGUAAAAACCGAACAGACAAGGAUUUCAGCGAGUCGUAAUUAAAAAAUUCUCUUUGUUCUGUCUGUUGCAUGAUGUUCUUAUUCUUCUUAUGCUGUCAUGGCUAGAUGCCACAUAGUGCCUGUUGCAUGAUAGUGUGGUAUUUAUACUACCACUACAGGAAUGCCUACCGGUAUAAAAUUUCUUUCAGAUUGUUAUUCCCUAACAAGAACGGCAAGUUAAUUGGUGUUACCAUUGAAACUGAGACAGGUUAAUCAGCAAUAGACUGCUGUCAAUCAAAUAAAUUGUUUGAUUUGGUAAAGA
Messenger RNA from Actinia tenebrosa (Australian red waratah sea anemone), 2471 nucleotides. RefSeq names its product A-kinase anchor protein 10, mitochondrial. Gene Ontology annotation, cellular component: mitochondrion; plasma membrane. The record is from RefSeq and is a predicted model, not a curated record. Gene Ontology annotation, biological process: intracellular protein localization. Lineage: Eukaryota; Metazoa; Cnidaria; Anthozoa; Actiniaria; Actiniidae.